Molecule: messenger RNA, 2077 nt
Organism: Euleptes europaea (tarantolino)
Lineage: Eukaryota; Metazoa; Chordata; Lepidosauria; Squamata; Sphaerodactylidae
Product: immunoglobulin superfamily containing leucine-rich repeat protein 2-like
Exons: 1
Coding region: 3-2075 (690 amino acids)
Molecular function (GO): protein binding
Source: RefSeq, a predicted model, not a curated record
AGAUGCGCGGCGCGCUGCUGUUGCGCGCCUGGCUGGCGGCGGCGACGGCCUACCUGGCCGGGCCGGCGGCGGGCUGCCCGGCGCCGUGCGCCUGCGUGGACAAGUACGCGCAGCAGUUCGCCGACUGCGCCUACAAGGACCUGGAAGCGGUGCCGGCGGGGCUGCCGUCUAACGUGACCACCCUCAGCCUGUCGGCCAACAAGAUCGCCGCCCUGCGCCGCGGCUCCUUCGCCGAGGUGACGCAGGUGACCUCCCUGUGGCUGGCCCACAACCGGAUCGGGGCCGUGGAGGAGGGCACGCUGGCCAUCCUGGGGCAGCUGAAGAACCUGGACGUGAGCCACAACCAAAUCGAGGCCUUCCCCUGGGGGGACCUGCGCAACCUGAGCGCCCUGCAGCUGCUCAAGAUGAACAACAACCGCAUGGCCCACCUGCCCGCCGCCGCCUUCCGCACCCUGCGCGACCUGCGCUCCCUGCGCAUCAACAACAACCAGUUCCCCGCCGUGGAGGAGGGCACCUUCGAGCCCCUCACCUCCCUCUCCCACCUGCAGAUCUACAACAACCCCUUCGACUGCAACUGCCGGCUGAUGUGGCUCAAGAACUGGACCGAGAACACCUUGAUCUCCAUCCCGGAGCGGGACUCCAUCCGCUGCGCCGCCCCGGAGCAGCUGCGGGGCCUCCCGCUGGCCCGCGUCCCCUACCUGCAGUGCGCGCCCCCCGCCCUCCGGCUGACCUACCACCCCAACCUGGACCACACCCAGCUUUACUACGGCUUCACCCUGGCCCUGCACUGCCAAGCGGCCGGCGUGCCCCAGCCGGAGGUCAGCUGGAGGAUCCAGGCGUCGGGGGAGACGCUGGAGAUCCCCAGCCCCGGCGAGGAAGGGGAGGGCAACCACCUGCCCCCAGAGGGUGCCCCGGGGGAGCGGUUCCGCGCCUUCGCCAACGGCACCUUGCUGAUCCCCCAUCUCAGCAAGAAGGAGGAAGGCACCUACACGUGUCUGGCCGCCAACGAGGUGGGCCGGAAGCAGACCUCGGUCAACGUGGCCGUGGCCGACGCCCAGAAGGACCCCCUGGGCGACCCCCAAGCCCAGCCCGGGGGCGGGAAGCCCGCGGACGGCAAGCCCUCCAAGAACAGCGUCAUGAAGCCCGAGGAGAGGAGCAAGGGGGUCCCGGCCAAGCCCACCCCCGGGAACUACCACCCGGCCGGCCCCCCGGACGCCGGCGCCCCUUUCCAGCCGCCCCACUUCGAGAAGAAGUGCGGCUCCGGGCAGGCCACCCGCUACGUCUCCAACCACGCCUUCAACCAGAGCGCCGACCUCAAGCCCCACAGCUUCGACCUGGGGGUCAUCGCCCUGGACGUCUCGGAGCGAGAGGCCAAGGUGCAGAUCACGCCCUUCUACACCCAGCCCGAGAAGGCCCACCUGCGGAUGCUCUACCUGUGCGAGGAGCGGCGCCGGGGCCACGCCCUGGUCCAGUGGUCCCAGAUCGAGGAAGGCGUCAACGCCUACUGGUUCCAGGGCCUGAGCCCCGGCACCAACUACUCGGUCUGCAUGACCUACGUCGGGGAGGACUGCCAGGUCCAGGUGGUCUUCACCACCAAGCAGGAGGUCCCCUCCCUCAUCAUCAUCGUGGUGGUCAGCAUCUUCCUCUUGGGCCUGGCCACCGUCCCCUUGGUGGGGGCGACCUGCUGCCACCUCCUCUCCAAGUACCAAGGGAAGACCUACAAGCUCAUCAUGAAGGCCCAGAACCCGGACCAGAUGGAGAAGCACAUGGCCGCCGACUUCGACCCCAGGACUUCCUACCUGGAGCCGGAGGGGAACUACGACCCCAGCGAGGUGGGAGUCGGGGAGGAGGAGGGAGGAGGGCGUGGGCCGGAGGGGGGAGGGCCGCUGGAGAGGGAGGAGAGCGCCGGGGUGGGCUCCCUUCCCGAGGGGGGCUCCCUUCCAGGGUCGCAGUCCAAAACCAACCCGGAGGAAUUCGAGGUGCGCUCCGAGUACAGCGACCGGCUCCCCCUGGGAGCCGAGGCGGUGACCAUCUCCGAAGAGAUCAACGGCAACUACCGGCAGCCGGCUCGCUGAGG